Ylistrum balloti is the source of this 1530-nucleotide messenger RNA. RefSeq lists its product as uncharacterized. The transcript has a single exon. Bases 1 to 1530 code for a protein of 509 amino acids. Gene Ontology annotation, molecular function: zinc ion binding; ubiquitin protein ligase activity. Gene Ontology annotation, biological process: protein polyubiquitination; proteasome-mediated ubiquitin-dependent protein catabolic process. The record is from RefSeq and is a predicted model, not a curated record. NCBI's taxonomy places the organism in Eukaryota, Metazoa, Mollusca, Bivalvia, Pectinida, Pectinidae.
AUGGAUAAAGCUUUAAUCAAUUAUAAGAAAACUAGCCAUUGUAAAUUGUCGAAUCCUCGAGCAGACGGGCUCGCACAUGCGCAUUCUGUUGAAUUCGCCGUCGAUAGAGUUAAAGGAUAUCGGACGACACGGGCUUGUGUAAGAGGGGAUCUUGACAGUUUAGUUAAAUGUCCUGUAUGCUGCACUUACAUCCUUGUAACGGAGUCGGCCACAAAUAUGGAUUUAGACAGGGCUAAUAUGAACUAUAAAUAUGGGAAAGGAAGCAAUUCAAAUGUCCCAAAGCUUCUUCUUUCAGCUGAAAAUGGACUCCGGAAUUUGUGUGACACGUGCAGCAACGACGAACAGGAAGUCACGUGUAUUGAAUGUGAUCAAAAUCUUUGUUUCGAUUGCACGAGAGUUCAUUUAAAAACAAAUGCAACAAGAAGGCACCACGUGACGGGUCUUGCAGAUUCUGCAAGUUCGCCAAGGCGUGAAAAUGGAGAAACUUCGGCCUUGACGAAGAAUUUGCUUACAUCUCUGAACGGUUUGACAUCAUCAACUUCAGCUCUAACUUCCGUGCUUGCGUCAGAAAGACCAAAGACAGUAAACCCUGUGACGUCACAAUUACGUUAUAGUGAUUUGUAUCAAAGAGGGAACUCACCAAGACCAUCAGAGCAAAGGAAGCGGUUUGAGUUUAAGCAACUACGACCAAAGGGAUGGGGGACUGAUUUUAGUCUUGUCACUACGUUUGAUGUUGGGAGUUACGUUCUGAGCAUGUGCGCAGCAUCACGUGAUCAAGUUUGGAUAUCUGAAGCUAUGUCGUCUGCCAUACAUCUAUACAAUAUCGAGGGCCAAAGACUGAAGAGCAUCAAUGUGCACAGCGAGGUGAGAGAUAUGGCGGUCAACAAGGCUUCCGAUGAAAUUUACGUUACAUGUUUCGCUAACAAAACCGUUAAAGUCAUCAGUCCAGACAACAAGAUUUCCAGUUUUCUUACUCUUCCACUUCAUCCUGCAGGAAUUGCCAUAAAUAGCUAUGGGGAUGUCGUAAUAUGCGGUGUAGAAGACUUUCGGCGGCGUUACCGACCGGAACAGAGAAAUCGUUUAUUGAUAUACUCGAGAGAAGGGAAACGGAAACGGGAGAUCGAACAUGAUCAGAUGGGUGGGAGAAUGUUCAAAUACCCGGAGUAUAUUGACAUCAAUAUCAAUGGUGAUAUGUGUGUAUCUGAUAUAGAAAACGAAAGUCUCGUGAUCUUACGUGAAGACGGGAGGAUGAAGAACGUGUACAAGGGACCACCGAAAGGCACGCUUGACAAAACCUUUGACCCCCGUGACGUCAAAUGUGAUAAGGAGGGAAAUAUUGUUGUAUGCGAUAUAAACAACAAUGCUCUCCAUCUACUGGACAUUUCCGGCGAUUUCACAAGAGUCCUUUUGUAUGAAGAGGAUGGAAUAUAUUGGCCGGACAUUCUGGCGAUUGACCACCGCAAUCAUAUAUGGGUAAGGGAGCUUUGGCAACAGUCCGUUAAAGUUUUCCAGGCACUGGGAACUUACUGA